Adineta steineri is the source of this 1101-nucleotide messenger RNA. NCBI's taxonomy places the organism in Eukaryota, Metazoa, Rotifera, Eurotatoria, Adinetida, Adinetidae. The record is from the annotation of a GenBank genome assembly.
AUGUCGGAUACUGAAAGUGACGAACUGACAAAUGACACAUCUGUUGAUACUAUAUCCACGUGUAAUAUAUACAAGAGUUUCAUCAGAUGCACAAAGUGUACAUGGUUAGGACAUUGUGAUCAACUUAGUGAUCAUUGGAAAACAUGUGCAUAUAUGACUCGACCACCGCCAGUUAAAAAAAUGAAAUCUCGAUGUCGUGAUGAACUUAAUGAUCAUUUGAAAACAUGUGCAUAUAAAAUUCGACGACCACGAGUUAUCGAAAUUAUAUCUCGUAAUGAGCACCUUUCCACACAGGUUGAUCAAUACAAAGAUCGAAUAAAAAAAUUGGAAAUCGAAGCUGUAGAAGCGAAUAAAACUAUCGCACGCCUUCAAGAACAAUGUAAUGAAUACGAGGAUCGAAUCAAGCAAUUAAUCAAUGAAAGUAAAGGGUCAGUACCAUAUCGAAAUGUCGAACUACAAGACUUUAUUAAAAAGUGUCAACUACGAUUAACAGUGGAUUUACGAUCGCGAAGAUUAAAUGAUCGAGAUAUGGAGAUAGUUGUUGACGAAGCAAUGAAUAAAAAACAAUGUAAACGAUUAUUAUUAGAUCAAAACAAAAUUUCAUCUGAAGGAGCAUCGAUCAUAGCUGUUGGAUUAAAAGAUAAUACUACAUUAGAAACACUUAAUUUAGAAAAGAAUUCAAUUGGUGAUAAAGGUGUAAAAUCUUUGAGUAAUGUACUCUUAACAAAAAAUUCGACUCUUCAACGAUUCGAUAUUAAUGAAAAUAAUAUUACUAAUACCGGUGCACAAUAUCUUGCUGAAUUGUUAAAAAUAACAACAAAUUUAACCUGGUUGGGAUUACAUACAAAUGAUAUAGGUGAUCAAGGAAUUGAAUUAUUAGCUAAUACACUUGCAUAUCAUAAUCGUCAUCUCCAAGUAUUAGAUCUUUGUUUCAAUAAAUCCGUGACCGAUAAAUCUGUAGAAUCGCUCAUAAUAAUGGUUAAACAUAAUCGAUCGUUGAAACGAUUUCAUAUGUAUGGUUGCAAUUUGUCUGAAUCGGGCAGAGAUCGAAUACGUCUAGAAGCAAAAUCAAAUACCAUUUUACAAUUAUUAGAAAUAUGA